Molecule: messenger RNA, 3021 nt
Organism: Anneissia japonica
Lineage: Eukaryota; Metazoa; Echinodermata; Crinoidea; Comatulida; Comatulidae
Exons: 5
Coding region: 64-2733 (889 amino acids)
Cellular component (GO): nucleus
Molecular function (GO): histone binding
Source: RefSeq, a predicted model, not a curated record
UUUUAAUGGGGGCGCUGUGUCGAAAAAUCAAAAGGAGCGAGCGCCUCGUUCAAAAUAUCAAGUAUGAAUUCUUCACUUUCUCAAGACAGGGAAGGAUUGUUAAAGAAGCUUGAGUAUAAUUUUGAGAGUAUUAUUGCUAAAUAUGAUCAUCCAUUCCCAAAUGAUGAUGAAAUAGACCUCAAUGCAUUCCAUGUGAUAACUGACAAUGGUAGACUGAGAAAUCUACGAGCUGGUACAACAUUUGGAUGUACGAUACUAGCAUCAGAUGUACAAGGUAGUGAUAACUUAAGCCGACAGGAGAGUACGGAUUCUGCGAUUGGAAGCACAAACUAUUCUGACAGUGGUGAUGAGGAUACUUCUGAGGGAAGUGACACAGAUUCCGAUGGCAGUGGACCAUCACACCACUCUACACAAAGAAAGAGGUGCUGGAAGAGCAAUGGAGUUGAAAGAAAGUAUCCGUACACUUAUAAAAAAUACAAGGGAAAUAACUACUAUAAAAGGCAUUGCACAGAAAAAAGAGAAAAAGUCUCGCUUUCUAGUUAUGAUCUUGACAAGCGGGUUGGCGAAGUUCCAUCAAUAUUAUCAGAGUCGAUUAGAUUUGUGGAGAAAGUACAAUCGUUAAUACUUGAAGGUUCAGAGACAUCGUCGGAGGAUGAAUCGUCAGGGAUGACUAGUGUGGAUGAGGACAGUGAUGUUGAAACCUUCAAAAACAGUUCUGUAAAGAUACCUUUGACUUCUACCUUAUGGAGAGGCAGUGGUUCUUGUGUUAAAGAUAUCAAUAGGCUUGGAGAUCCUAAGAGUGUUAUGAACAUGACAUACAACAUUGAUCAUAGUACCAAGGUAUUUAGCUCAGUUUCUGAAAAACCAAAUUUAAUUUCACCAAAGCGCUCUCAUUCUGAACCUCAAGAUGAUGAGUUUGAACAAUCAACAAUCAAUUUGCCAAACAGUGUGACAAAAUUUAACGUUGACUGUAAAAAAAGCCAUCAAAGUGAAGAAAAGCUGAAGUCUACUCCAAGUAAACCUUCUGUACAACAUCCAAAUAAUGAUCAGGAUUUAGCAUCACUGAAUGUGCCAAAAGCUGAAAGGUCAAUUGACAUCCCUACCACUCCUGUAUAUACAGGUGUGAGGCUUCAGACCCCAAGAGCUAAGCUGUACUUUAAUCCAGUUUUAACUAGCCCAGCAUCUCCAGGCUGUACGACUGAAGAGCUCCUCCAAUUUUUGAACUCACCACUUGAUGUACUUGUACAACAGAAUAAUGCUAGAGCUGCCUUGGGGAGUUCCUCAAGGAAGCAUUUCUUUUUUUCACCUCAAAAAAUACAAAAAAUAAAAUGCAAUCAAAGAAGAAAAUUACACCCUCAUUAUGAUUCAAGGGAAGAAAAGUCAAUGGAAGUAGACACUGCUAUUCAAAAUAAAACACCAAGUACUCCACCAAGCAGACGCGACUGUUCUUCCAUAGACCAGAUGGAAAAAGAUAACACCUCACACCUUCUGCCUGAAAAUCACCUUACCAGCAAUCCUAGUUUGCUGGUUUCUCCCUUUGGACACUUGAAUUUAAGAUCGCCAAAUGAUAUCAAGGGUCAAAGAAAUGGGUAUGAAAGAAAAGAUUACAGACAGACUUUCAAUCAAAAUUUAAUGAUCAAUAACUAUUUUAAAAGAGAUAGACUUGAAAAACAAUCUGAUGAUGAAGUUGGCGAUAAUGAUGAUGAUAUUGUCCCACUUGCUGUGUCGGACGAUGAUGACACUUCUGAGAAACCGUCAGUCUGUGGAAUUAACAGCUGUGUAUCAACCCAUUCGCAGGUGCAACACAUGAAAAUAAAUAAGCAAAGUGUUCUACACAUGGCCUCUAAAAAUCCGCGAGAACAGAAACAAUUCACAAGUAGCAAGCAGCAGUCACAUGCAUCACAGAAAAGUAACUUCAGGAAACAUAACAAAAGAGACAACAUAGCUAUCAAAGUUGUUGCAAACUCUACCGAAGAAAUGAAUCAGGCUAGAAAAGACAUAAAGGCAGAUGCAAAUAUCCACAAGAAUGAUGCUUGGUGGAUGAGAGAUCAUUUGAAAGAAAAGAAGUCUAAAACCGAAUGUAGAAAACUUAAUAAUAACACCACACAAGAAAUAGAUGGAAUGGAUAAACAUGCAUGGAUUGUUAACAAAUACCCAGAUGAGUCCAGCAUUUACAUGGAUAACAUCAGCAAUAUAAGUUCCUUGUCUGCUAUUCCUCAAAGCAGUCCAGUACGUCGCCUGGCAUCAGUUCUUAAAGAAUCAACUGCUGAUCACACUGUGGUACAAAAACUCUGUUCACCACAUAAAAGAUUAAAACAGGAUAAUUGUUGCGUUCAAAAGGAAGUGUCUGCCAACCGUGGCGGGGAUACCAGCAACAACAACCCUUCCAAUAUACGUUCAUUUACCUCUCCCACUGUCAAGACAUCACCCCCUCCUAAUAUCCGGACAUCCACCCCUAGGAAAUCACGACCAAGUUCAGUUUCUAAACGCUAUCAUUUAUCAAGACUGCAAGACACAAGUUCCAAUUCAGAAAAUGUAGGCAAAGGAAUUGGAAUACCUGAUUCUAUGGAAAUCCAAAAGAGCUCCAAAGGGAACACCACAUGUAUUCAAACAUCCAGAAAACAGGAUGUCAGUAACACUACGACCAGUAAACACAAUUUAUCUAGUUCCUUCUGUUGUAUGGGUAGUGGAAUAUGUAACAAACCAUUCUGCUUUAACUGCUCAUUUAGCUGAUAGGGUAUAUAUUGUUGUAAAGCUUUAUCGACAAUUAUCUGCCCAUAUAUGGGUGUGCUAUGACAUCCCCAUAUAUGGGCAAAUCACAUGCAUGAACUGAGCUUAAGAUAAGAAUUUAUAUUAUAUUGUCAAAUAUCUAAGAUUUUAAUCUCCUAAAUUGUAUAAGUUUGUAAAUUUAGUAUUUUAAAUAUUUUGAUGAAAUUUCUGCUAACACAUUUUGAAUUUUUUGUAUGUAUUUUAAUAAUAGAUUAUUGUGGAAUUACAAAAUAAAGAUUGAAAUGUAAAGUA